Cuscuta campestris is the source of this 2763-nucleotide messenger RNA. NCBI's taxonomy places the organism in Eukaryota, Viridiplantae, Streptophyta, Magnoliopsida, Solanales, Convolvulaceae. The record is from the annotation of a GenBank genome assembly.
UUUAUCUAUUCCAAAGCUUCUCAUUCAAGCACAUAUUCCUCUCAAUAUUAUAGUCUCAUAUACUCAUUGCUUUAUUUUUAUUUUUCCCAUAGCAAAAACUAUUCAUCCAUUGUCGAAGAUCAACCCUACGAGUGACUGCUAGAGAGUUAUGGUUCGUGUCGUGAGGCUGUAUACGUUACCCACAUUUGGUGAUGAGAAAACAACAAACUCGAUUGAGAUGGUCUUCAUGGAUGAACAUAGCGUCGGGAUCACUGCAGAGCAGUUCAAGGAGGUGUUGGCGGCCUUGACACCCAAUCGCGAGGUUGUGGUGGAGGACGCGACCGGAGAACCCGCAGGCGGGAAGGCUGGACCUGCGGGCUCGGGGGGAAAGAAGAAGAAGAAGGUAAGGCGGUCCCAAAAGAAGAAGGCGACCAAGCCCAACGGGAAGGCAAUGAUGGAGGAUGAUAUGUCCAUAUUGGACGAAGAGGAUGAGUCGUCCUCCUUUGAGCGGGCGUCAGCUUUUGAUCGGUUGGGAGAUCCCAAAUCAAAGAAGCUCCAAACCUCAGCAUUCGAUCGGUUGCAGGACACUUGGUUAGCUCGCAAGGGCGACCUGAGAGAGACACUCAAGGAAAGGAGAGGAGAAUCCUCAACAACUUCCAAGAUCAGCUUGGAAGAGCGACGAUUGGCGAUCGAGGACAAGGAAGCGGUCGAGUUAUGGAGGAUGUAUGAGCGUUUGGAGAAGCGGCUGGAUGCCCAGAAUCCGUACUGCCAAGCGGUCUUUAGCGAGCAGAUGCUAGCCAGGGAGAAAUAUUUGGCGUUGGAAGAAGAAGAUGACGAGCCACCUGUUCGGAAGGAGAAGAAGAGCGGACAACCAGUGGCAGAAGGAAGAAAGAGGAAAGAUUUUGGUAGGGGGCCAAACCCUACGGGAUAUCAAGCGAGCAGACAACAUGUUCAUGCGAUACAGUCCUUGCCAGUCCCUCCCCGCAAACGGGAAAGCUAUAGUGUCCAAGACGCACCCAAGUACUGUGAAUACCAUCGUAACAGCACCCACAACACGUCGGAGUGCGUUACGUUGAAAAAGGAAAUGGACCAGCUAAUCGCUAGAGGACCGCCUCCUUGGCUAGAGCGACCAGCACCGGGGAACCGAACUUGGAGGAGGCCGACGGCCGCCGCCGCAGCGAUCCCCGCUAGGGAGGGGCAAGAGGACAGAAGACGACAUCUAGGAAGAGAUUGUGACGACCUAGAUGAGGAAGAGCGACAGAAUCGCCGUCAUUUGGGAUGUCGGUUCAUUAUGGGUGGCAAUACCGGAGGGGACUCGGCAUCCUCACGGAAAAAGUCAAAGAACAUGGUGCACCUAGCUGAGGUGCAAAGGCAACCGCUACCCAAGCGGAAGAAGAAGGAACCUUUGGUCUUCACGGAUGAAGAUUACCCGCCGGUUCUAAGCCCCCAUCGAGACGCACUAGUGGUAAAGGUGGAGAUCAAUAACGUGGUCGUCCACCGCACGUUGGUCGAUACUGGCUGCUCGGUCAACAUUAUGUACAGUAACACUUUCAAGGAGCUAGGAUUGUCUCGGGGCGACCUGAAGCCAAUCCGCACCCCGCUGUCAGGAUUCACGGGGGACACUAUCGAAGCGGAAGGAACCAUCACGGUGAAGGCUGGGGUAGGAGAUGACACCCACCGACUUUGGCUCGACAUGGAAUUUAUGGCCUGGGCGGACUUCGUGGUAGAGUGCACCGCAAGGGAAGUAGAGUCCAACGGAGAAGAGCCCGAGGGAAAUUGGUGGACCAUAUUCACCGAUGGCUCGUCCGCGACCGAUGCUUCGGGGGGAGGCGUCGUGGCGAUAUCACCAGAAGGAUUCAAGGCAUACUACUCCGUAAGAUUCCGGUUCAAGGUCUCAAACAAUGAGGCUGAGUACGAGGCGCUUCUCUACGGUUUGAGGCUGGCAGCAUCACUGAAAGCUGAGCGGAUUCAGAAGAUCAUCACAAGUAAUGGAACCCAGUUCGAGGCUAAGCGGUUCAAUGAGUUUCUGCAAAGUUGGGGCAUAAAACAUAGCUACGCUGCAGUCCGGUACCCCAAGACCCAUGGGCAUGUCGAGAAUACUAACCGCACCAUUGUGGACGGCUUGAAAAAUAAGAUAAUGGAGUGCAAAAGCGUCUGGGUGGAAGAGUUGCCCUACAUCCUAUGGACCUAUAGGACCACCCCAAGAAAAGCAACAGGAGAAACUUCGUUCGCGCUCACGUAUGGGUUCGAGGCAAGGGCUCCAGCUGAGACCUCUUUGCUAAGUUAUAGAGUGGAAACGUUUGAUGCCCAGGAGAACGAAGAGAGCUUAAGAGCGGAGUCACAUCUCAUAGAUGAGCGAAGAGAAAGGGCAUACAUCAGGGCAAAGAACUACCAUCGGCAGGUUAAGUCGUACCAUGAUCAGAGUGUGCGACCAAGGUAGUUCAAAAUGGGCAAUUGGGUUCUAAGGAAAAGAGAGGUCAGUCGAUCGAUCAAUGGGGGAAAGUUUGCCAAAAGUUUCGAAGGACCAUACAUCAUUAAGGAGGUAUUAGCUGAUGGAACCUUUAAGCUGCAAACACCAGCGAGAAGCAACGUCCCGUGGGUAUGGAACGCUGCCAAUCUCAUCAAAUUUUAUCAGUACAAUGUACUCCUGCUAUGAUUCUCCUUUGAGUUUAAUAAAAUCAGCAUUUGGCACUUCCUGGUUCCAUCUCUUCUUGAAUUUCAUUGUUCAAAAACAAAAAAAAGGGAAGCGACCAAAGAGAUCGCUAAUAAAAGCUACAUGGUGAU